Molecule: messenger RNA, 1230 nt
Organism: Trypanosoma brucei brucei TREU927
Lineage: Eukaryota; Euglenozoa; Kinetoplastea; Trypanosomatida; Trypanosomatidae
Product: nonspecific lipid-transfer protein, putative
Exons: 1
Coding region: 1-1230 (409 amino acids)
Molecular function (GO): acyltransferase activity, transferring groups other than amino-acyl groups
Source: RefSeq, a predicted model, not a curated record
AUGGCAUCUCAGGUUGUGCGCAUUGUCGGUGUCGGUCGCACGGGUAUUGGUAAGCUGCAUAAGUCAGUCGACGAACUUGCUGCAUCCGCUCUCAAAUGUGCCCUGGUUGAUGCAAACAUGAAGCAGUGUGACUUGCAAGCUCUCAUCGCGGUGCCCUCGUUGGCAAGCCCACAGUUCAUGCAAGCACACCACAUAGCCACAGUGGCUGGCCUAUUCCCCACGAAGGGAAAGUUUAUAGUUCGCACCGUCGACACGGGUGGGGCAGGUCCUAUUACGGCUCUUGGGAUGGCCGUGGAUUUGGUGCGGACUGGAUGCGCACAGACGGUUGCUGUCAUUGCCGCAGAUGCCGUGUUGAGCAUGGGAAGUGGCGCGUUUGCAGAGCGCUCCAAUGCAUCGCUGCGGAGAAGCGGGCUGCCAGAGCCGUGCAUUCCACAUGGUUAUGACCGCUAUGCUCAGUGGUACAUGAGUCGCUAUGGCUUGAAACGUGAGCAGCUAGCCAUGGUGCCCGUACUGAUGAGUAAAAUGGCUGAGAGGCAUCCCGAGGCAAUGUGCCGGAAAGCCUACACCCUUGAUGAGGUGUUGCAUUCCCGCUGUGUGGCGCCAGUCACGAAUUUGCUAGAGUGUGCCCGACGCGCGGACGGUGCCGUGGCUCUCAUUGUUUCAGGCGAAGCGCACUACGCCGAACACUUUGCGCAGGGGAAACAGGAGCAACGGCACCUAGGCGGCUCAAAGCCGAUAAUCGCCAGCGUCGCAGAAGCGUCUGGUCCACUUUUUCCACCAGGUUCCAGCGAUGACAUCGUGCCGGAUAUUUUCUCUUGUCGUCAUGCUGCUCGGGAUGCGUUUCUCUCCGCUAAUCUGAACGUGGGCGAUAUUCACUUCUUUGGUUUGUAUGACUGCUUUCCUAUUUGUUUGAUUCAGGCUGUUGAGGCGGUUGGCCUGUGCCCCGAGGGAAAGGGCGGCGAAUUCAUGGAAACAGCCUAUAACGAAAUGCUCAACAACGGGGGCGUAUUGGACCCUUCCAAGUUCCCUAUCAACACACAUGGUGGGCUGCAGUGCUUUGGUGCCCCGUGGGAAGUUCCAGCGAUGUACAACAUAACUGAAGCUAUAGCGCAGCUUUCUGAGGAGGCAGGGGACCGCCAGCUUACACCGGUACCAAAACGGGCCCUGGUAUACGGAAAUGGUGGCAUUUUCUCCGCCUCCUCCGUUGCCAUUUUGAUUAGUGACUUGUAG